AUGCAACAUGAUAUCGCUCUACGGGCCAUCACUACUCGGUUGAGUAUAACACCAGUCGAAGACCUCCCUCGAAUUUCCGGCUUCCUCGCAACUUCGCUGGCUCAAUGUCCUGCCGAAUUGCUUUCCUCAGACGGCAAAGGCAAUAGUUCUUCGGUGGUCGCACACAAACUCAAGACUCGAAUUACCUCCUUGCUGCAAGACAAAUCUACUGGGAGCCGGCUUACCGCUGCCGUGCUCAUCAAGGCAAUUGUCGACAAUGGCGGCUACAAGGUUCUCCCUAACUGGGAAGUCUGGGCUAGAGGCUUGCUCAGCUGCUUGGGAAAACCUGACCCUUUUGAAGUCAAAAGAGUCUAUUUGGCUACUGUCUCUCGAAUUUUCAUCCUCUCCCAGGACCAUCCGGUAUUGUUGCGGGAGGUCACAACGCCGCUCCUCCCAGCCUUCAUAACAACAUGUCUUAGCCUUAUCAAGCCAGUUAAAGCCCAUGUUGACAGCAACCUCAACCCUAUCCUCCAAUCGGUCCUACAAUGCUGGAUCCAGCUGUUGCCACAACACGCAACCAUCUUUCGGCCCUUCCUGGCACGUAUCAAGCUGAUUUGUCGGAGCUUUCUCGAAGAUGCUCGGACUGCGACUUCAAUCAGAGAGCUCGCGAUUCAGCUUCUCUGCUCGUUAUUGUCAUGCGUACCGAAGAACGCAAUGGCUCAGGAGUGGUCCCAGGCAUUUUCCGACCUUAUCAACAGUGCUCAUCAGGCUGCCGACACAUUGUUCAGGGCCGUAGUCGAGGAAUACGAGUCCAACGACAAAACCCGUCCAAAUGCAGGUGGAAAGCAUGAUUUUUCCAAGGAGCCGCACAUUUCUAGCGCCGACGAGGUGGGAUUGGGCCAGUGGAUUGGUAUGCACGACGGUAGCACCAGGCUUGCAACCUUCCUCGAAUGGCUAGGAUGUUUACUCUCCACACCCACGUCGCAAGCCAUCACGGUCCCUCUGGGGUCUAUGCUGGACCUCAUAUCUCGUAUACUCCUUGUGACCGUACCUGGAAGCGGGGCAAGCACGGUGGAUACACUAAAGUAUAACAAGGAAGCAAGCCGAGAAGAGAGGGAAAGUCUUUGGAUGAACUUGCCUCGCCUUCACGUGGCAUGUCUUCGUAUGUUGCAGAAACUGUGCGAAACUUUUGGACAGUCCUUUCUCCCGGCAAUCGGAACCGUGGUCAACCACGUUAUGGGCUCAUUCAUCACCAUGUUAGGUGACGAGAUGGUACGGCAAGAGGUCUAUGCGACCUUCAGCUGUCUCUUGAGCAAUUUGAAUAUCAACGAUUGUGGGUUGCGCGAGACCACCUUCUCAACCUUACUUGAGCACUGUUGCAAUGACCUGCGAAGGGGCAUUCCGGGUUCCGAUAAUCAAAGCAACCUCAAUCCUUCGAAAGAUGGAAUUUUGAGCGCUCAAUCCACUUUGUCAAUUGCUGGAGGUUCUGGCUGCUCGGAAAGACAGCCCGAAGUAUUCCGAGCAGCUUGGAGAUUGCUGCCAGAAAUCUUUGUCCAUUGCCCGACGUCCAUGAUAUCUCGACAGGCAAGAACAGAAGCGGAUAGACUGUCUGUGUUGCACGAUCACCACGAUGCCAUGAUGGCAAGUGUCAUGCGUCCAAUGCUAGGUAAAGAUGGGAAGAUGAGGACUGCCAGUUUGCUUCCGUUUCUUGCUAGAUCUGCAGCAGAUCGUCUCGACACUGAGGCUCUCUUAAGGCCUCGGAUGCCUCUUGUCCAAGUUAGCGAGAUUUCUGCGCAAGCGUCUCUGGAUACUCAAGUCCAUCAUGAUGACCACCAGGUGACAGACAUGCUUGACGAGAACGGCGAAGCAGUGACUAACCCCGAGGACCCCGCUGAAGCCUUGGGGACCGACGCCGAACAACAGGUAACCAAUAGUUUCGAAAACCAAGAGGGAGACGAAGCAAUCCAGGCUUUGACGGCGAGGAAGCGAAAACUUGAGAGUGUUCAAGACGGUGAUUUCCAAGCACGUGCUCCAACAGCAUCCGAAGACGCCGAAAUGAUUGAUUCGAGACUGUCUAAGGUGCCACGGAUAGAAGAUGGCAGCAUUGAAGAGUCAGUAUCGGAGGUUGAUGUGAUCGAAACACCAAUGGCACAAUCUUUAGUUGCCACAACUUCUGGGAUAAAUGAGCGGUUCUCCAGCUCAGGAGCCCAGCCUGCAGGCACAGUGUCCAAUAUGGUUUCCUCUGAGACCAUUGGGAAUGACAACAGUGACAGCAGUGACUUUGAGAUUCCCACAAUUGACCCAGGAUUGGACACGGACGAGGAGGAUCUAUGA
Molecule: messenger RNA, 2313 nt
Organism: Fonsecaea multimorphosa CBS 102226
Lineage: Eukaryota; Fungi; Ascomycota; Eurotiomycetes; Chaetothyriales; Herpotrichiellaceae
Exons: 1
Coding region: 1-2313 (770 amino acids)
Biological process (GO): rRNA processing
Cellular component (GO): nucleus
Source: RefSeq, a predicted model, not a curated record